Neohortaea acidophila is the source of this 1698-nucleotide messenger RNA. RefSeq lists its product as uncharacterized. Lineage: Eukaryota; Fungi; Ascomycota; Dothideomycetes; Mycosphaerellales; Teratosphaeriaceae. The coding region runs from base 1 to 1698 and encodes 565 amino acids. The record is from RefSeq and is a predicted model, not a curated record. The transcript has 2 exons.
AUGCCUUGCUUCAAAGGCCUUGCGGUCAGCAUCCACACCCCUGACGGCCCCAUCUCGGAGUACUCCAUCCAGAAGCAAGCACGAGCCGCACGCAUCUCCUCCUACAUCCCCGUGCCCGCGGCCAAGGUGCCCUCCGAUUCGCAGACCGGCAAACUCGAGCAGUCCACCUUCGCCAUCUCCAUCACCCUCCUCACUCCCGGCUUAAAUGUGCCGUACUCCACCCCCAAGCCCACCGCUGAUGAACCACACCCCAAACCACGCGUUGUCGGAGGCCUACCCGGCAUCCUUGGCGAGAGGGGGAAGUAUGGUGCUUCGAUACCCCCAUACGUCCCCCGCACCACCAACCCCAACGAAACCAUAGCCGCGUACAUAUACUUUGAUGGGCGAGCGAAAGAGGAAGUGGCCACACUGCUACGGCGAGGCGAGGAAACGUGGGUCAAUUCGAGGUGGGUCAGCGUGCCUGCGUCCGAAGGCGGUGGUCUGGCCGAAAGAGAGUUCCUCUUCCGCGAAGUCGGGCUGGAGCGAUGGCUCAAUGGCCUGGAUCUUGAGGGCAGCAGCAAAGAUAAGGCAGAGCGAAUCGAGCGGAGACAACGGCGGCUAGAGAAGAAGCGCCGGAAACAGCAAAGAGAGCAGAUGGACAGUGACGACGAAGACGCCAAUGAUGGCAGCACAAAACGUGUCGGCAGGAAUGGGGUCUUGCGAUACGGUGGCGAGGGAGGGUCUCCAGUGGAAGACAUUCCUCAAGACGAUGGACUCCUAUCUUCCGACUCGGACUCCGACGAUGACCCGCCACAACCAGAAGCCGCCGGGCAGAUCAAAGUUGCUCUCUUCCGCGUUCUGGCGAGCGGUGAAAUCAAAAGGGGAGAAUACUCCCCUCAGUUUGACGCACAUGACGAUGACGAAGGCAUGGAUGGAAAUACGAAUGGCGAUGGCGGGGAUGGAGAUGUCGAUCACACCACCAGCUUCGCUAAGCCCAAGAGUCUCGAUCCCAAGUCCAUCAGUACACAGACAGUCACCGGCCUGGAUCCCCCCGAGUCACCAUAUGCCGUCUUCACUUUCUUCUACCGGGGAGAGAAGCAAUUGCGUAAGAUGGGCAUCCUAGCUACGCCGGAGGCAGAGAAGACGCCUGUGGCUGCAAAGCGCAAGUCAACCGGCCCUGACUUCUCCAAGCUUGGGCCACUUAAGACCACUGGGACUGUGGGUUUUACAGGAUAUAGGGACACGGGAACAGUGAAGCGAAAGACCAAGAAUGCCGAUGCCAUGGACAGUGACGGAGAGGAAGAUGAUGACGAAACGGUCAUGAACGGCACAGACGAGAUCGACGUGAAGCAAGAGGGCAGCAAAUUCCUUUCUGUCGAGGAUGCUCAGCGACAAGGCGAGUUGGCGGAGGGGGUGCAGAAGAUCAAAGUAAGUUGUUUCUCCAUCAAUUCGACCUCAGCCAUCGCCGGAACUCCACCCGGCGCCACCUCACCCAUGCUUGGGAACGAGCCGCCGGAGACGAUUGGUAGUCCGUUCAAGCGUCACCGUGCCAGUAUGGCUGGCCUGGGCAACGACAUUAUGGGCCCGGUGGGGUCCAGCGCUGGCGAUGCGUUCUCGUUGUCAUCGUUGGCCGACGGGCCUAAAGUCGAACCGCUUGAUGGGGUGUCUACGCUGGAAGUAAAGCCACACGCGAAGGCCGAUUCCGAUGAGGAGCUGUGA